CUCUUUGGAAGAGCAAAUAUUUGUUGAAAAUCUUCUAUAUGGGACAGUCACAUUCACAUCGUUUUUGAACGUAGUUGAUUAAGUAACAGAGAAACUACCUAAUAGGACGAAGAAAGAGGAAGAAGAAAAAAAGUUAAUUAUUAGAUACCAACAUGAAAAUUGGAAUUUAUCUACUUUUUUUAUGUGAAAUAUGUUUUGAAAUCAGCAAGGCUGACAUCAAACCUAAAUCUCCAAAGAAGGACAAGUGGCUGUAUUUUUUAGGAAAAAAUAAAAACAUCAGUAUUUCUGAAGAAUGGCAUCAACAUAAAAAUGACUCCAAACCUUUGGAAGAGCAAAGUUUUGAAGACCUUACUCUUCACAAUUUCACUGAAAAGACAGCAAAUUUUGGAUUUAAUCUCUACAGAAAAAUUGCAAUGAAAACUGAUAACAAUAUAAUUAUCUCUCCCUUUUCUGUAUCAACCCUUAUGGCUACAUAUUUGCUGGCAGCUGAAGGGGAAACACAGAGACAAAUAGCAAAAGCUCUAAACCUCCAUGCUUUGAAGGACAGAGAUCGCCAUUAUUUACCAGCACUGUUUAAACAACUGAAAGAUAACAUCACAACGAAUGAAGAAGUUCUCUUUGUGCAAGGUAUUCUUUCUUUUAUCCAAAAGGACUUUGUAGUCAGGGAAGCUUUCCUCAACUUAUCUAAGCAGUACUUUGAUAUGGAAUUCCUGUGUGUAGACUUCCAAAACAUCACACAAGCCAAGUUUGUUAUAAAUCAAAACGUUAAACAAAGGACCAAGGGAAAAAUAUCAGAGCUUUUUGAAGAAGUUGACCGACAUUCUAAACUGCUACUUUUGGACUACAUUUUUUUUAAAGGAAAGUGGCUCUAUCCCUUUAAUUCAAAAUUUACAGAAAUGGAAACUUUCCACAUAAACAAGUACAGAAGUGUGCAAGUACCCAUGAUGUUCAAGUCAGAUAAAAUAAAUUCAACCUAUGAUGAGAAUUUACGGUGCUAUGUAAUAAAACUACCCUACAAAGGCAAAGCCUACAUGCUAAUUGUUAUCCCAGAAAAGGGGGAAGAUUAUGUUUCACUUGAAGACCAUUUGACAAUGGAGCUUGUGGAAUCCUGGCUCACAAACAUGAAGAGCAGAAAUAUCGAUAUUUCAUUUCCAAAGUUCAAACUAGAACAAAAAUACAAAAUGAAGAAAUUGCUUUAUGCUCUUGGAAUUAAAAAUCUCUUUGCACGUACAGCAGAUCUUAGUCAUCUCACAGAUCAAAAAUACAUAACAGUCUCCCAGGUUGUCCAAAAGGCAGUCAUUGAAGUGGAUGAAAAAGGGACUGAGGCUGCAGCAGCUACCGGGUCUGAAAUAAUUGCAUUCUCAGCACCUCCUGUCAUUAAAGUGGACCGACCAUUUCUUUUUAUGAUUUUUGAAGAAACUUUUAAAACUUUACUUUUCAUUGGCAGGGUGGUUGACCCAACAGAAUUGUGAAUAAAGGUACAGUUUUUAUUGUGA
Messenger RNA from Coturnix japonica (Japanese quail), 1496 nucleotides. It is a transcript of the gene SERPINA10, whose product is annotated as serpin family A member 10. NCBI's taxonomy places the organism in Eukaryota, Metazoa, Chordata, Aves, Galliformes, Phasianidae. The record is from RefSeq and is a predicted model, not a curated record. Gene Ontology annotation, biological process: blood coagulation. Gene Ontology annotation, molecular function: serine-type endopeptidase inhibitor activity.